This is a messenger RNA of Owenia fusiformis, 1689 nucleotides long. The record is from the annotation of a GenBank genome assembly. NCBI's taxonomy places the organism in Eukaryota, Metazoa, Annelida, Polychaeta, Sabellida, Oweniidae.
AUGAAUGAUAGAACGUAUGGAUCCGUUGCAGACACUGGUAAAUCCACAAGACAGACAAAUGAGUCAUGUGGACACACCGAUGAAUCAAAUAGACACACCAGUCAAUCAAAAGGACACACAAACGAAGGCAUCAAUGUGGAACUGGAUGAUAUGAAAGUGAAUGGCAUCAAGACUGGCGAUGAGGCUGAUUUCUAUGAUGUGAAUUCCAAAGAAAACGAAGGCAUCAUCAAAGUCAAGAGAGAAAAGAUGUUAAUGUCAAGACUUUUCAAGUAUAAGAUGGCCAAAACUCUUUUGAUCGUCAUUUCUUGGGUCGUUAAUGGGAUGCUGCUGUCGAUCCGCUAUCCCACAAUGCCUGACCUGCGUGCCCGUCUAGGAGUGAACUACGAGGAGCUCUCAAGGGCAUUGAUAGGACGUGAUGUAGGCUGGGCUAUGGGAUCCUUCAUUGCUGGCAUCACAUAUGAUAAAUUCCAGAGCACUUGGGACUUGCAGCUUGCAGUCGGAUUCUUCUUAGAAGCACUAGCUGUUGGGAUUAAACCAUGGUGCAAUGGUUUGGUGUUACUCGGCCUGUCCUACUGGGUGGAAGGUGUGGCACACGGGCUGUACGGAUUAGUUGGGAAUGCAAUGAUGAUUGCCUUAUGGGGAAAACAUACCCCUUCACCAAUGCAUUCGAUGCACUUCGGUUGGAGGACUGGUGCUUUUUUGGCUCCGACGAUCGCCUACCCAUUCCUAUCUGGACGUAUCGAAGUCCCCAUGUUGAUAAACUCCACGGCGAAUUCUGGAACAUUAAACACGACAUAUACAAUGCCUACAAAUGGCACCGGAUUUAUCUUGACAGAAUCUGAGAUUAUCUACCCAUAUUUGAUCACCGGUGUCCUUGGAUUACUUGCCUCACUAGCGUACCUUGUAUUUUUCAUUGGGCCCCGUCCCCCUGGGAUUAAGUACACAAACACAGCCAAAAGUCGACAACUGAAGAAAUUCUUGUCACCUGCGUCCUGUGCUGGCGGUAACAUGAGUUUUGGCGUAUUAAUGAUGAUUUGUCUAACGUCUUAUUACUUCUUUGUUGAACAAUUAGGCAAUGUUUUCGUGUCAUUCCAAACCGCUGUUGCAACAAAAAAUCUCAACAUGACAGAACAGGAAGCCGCCCUGGUUAAUAGUGCGUCUACUGGGACUGGCAUAGGCGCGCACUUUCUCAUGAUUCUACUGGCAAAAUGUAUCCCGAUGCCGUUGUUGAUCUUCGGCGAGAUGCAUGGUAUUCUAGCAGUGAGUGCCGCAGCAAUAUUCAUUGUCCUUAAUGACGUACAAGGAUUCUGGAUCUUGAGUUGCGCCUUUCGUUUCUUCAGCGCUGCAUUAUGGGCUGGUGGAAUGGCCUGGUCAGAAAAUUACAUCGAUAUCACUGGAGCGGCUAUCAUGCUUUGGGACAUAGGGGCAGGGGUUGGAGGUGUUUUGUUUAAUUACCUUGGUGGUUAUCUCUUGACCAAUCACGGGGCUAGUGCAAUACUGUGGCUUGACUUUGGUGGCGCAGUGACGAUGUGCGCCCUCCUAUACGUAACACAAGUAGUCAUGUCCCACCAUGGACACAAGUAUAGAAAAGAUUGAUCCGGUGUGAAAGAAAUGAUGGUCCCCCAGGGAUUAUGGUCCCCUUUCUUAACGGCCCUUACUGGCCCUGAUUGUGUAUAAGAUAAUGAGGGA